Molecule: messenger RNA, 1770 nt
Organism: Anthostomella pinea
Lineage: Eukaryota; Fungi; Ascomycota; Sordariomycetes; Xylariales; Xylariaceae
Source: the annotation of a GenBank genome assembly
AUGCAUCCCGCUCCCAGCCUGGCGGAAUCAUUCCCGAAGAACUCCAAACCCGAAGAGCGAGCUCAGCAUCAUGUCUCUCGCCAGCAUGAUCAGGACAUCCAGCAGCGACAACCGCCGCAACAGGCGGCGCAGGUUGGACAUCCUCACUCCAUGACACCAGAGAGCCACCACUCCGUCCCUGCCAGCCUGGCUUCACCUCCUAUUAGGAAGGGUACGGCUUCCAGCACCUCGACGACUGGUUCCGAUGCGACAGUGAUCACCAACGCUUCCAUCGACACCGAUUCGACAGCCUACAGUGCAGAAUCGUCACAGUCCAUCUUCUCCAUCAAAGAUGGCACCGAGAUCUCGGGCCAUCGUCGUGCCAGUCGCCGAAGGACGGGUCCUCUAUCAGCCCAGCAGAGGGAGAAAGCAGCCCUGAUUCGGAAGCUAGGCGCGUGCGGAGACUGUCGAAGGCGACGGGUUGCUUGUCACCCAAACCACCAUGACAUGUCAUGGGAAGAUGCUGUGCGAAAGUACCGUUCGUCAAGCCCAUUACAAGAUCUUGCGCCCCUGGCCGAUAGGCACCUCAGCCCGGCACCGAGCCACAUCAGGGCCCCUUUUGCCCAGGACCCUCAGGAGAUGGACAUUGACACAUCGCCUACCACCCCAAACGCCCAGACAACUCUAAGUCGACCACCACUCGGUGAUGCGCGAGUCAGGACGCCGCUACCCUCUGGCCCACGGCUGGACAAACCAAUACCCAUGGCCCCUUUGAUUAGUACAUCAGCAGCCUUUACCCCUAUACAGAACCUCGAUUCCAUCAAGGCAGACCUGAACAGCACGGCUUCGAGGAUACUGUCCUCGCCGCAUCGAAGUCGUUACACCACCGUCUACGUGCUGCUCAUCUACUGGCAGGACGACGACGACCCCGGAGUCAGCUCCGCCGUGGACGAACUAGCCGAGGUCUUCGACAAGUACUACCAUUACACGUUGGAGGUUUCCAAGAUCCCGCCAAACGCCUCGAGUGGAUGCGCAAACUCUUGGAGGUGGCUGUCGCGGAUUAUCAACGACUUCACGGACCACAGUGACACGAGGGACGUCUUAAAGAUCGUGUACUACAACGGCUACAGCUUCCUCGACGAAAAUAGGGAGAUGGUCCUGGCGAGCUCUCAAGACCGUGAUGAGGCCUCGACGAUCCGGUGGAGCGGCAUCCAGCAGAUACUAGAAGAAGCCUGCUCGGACACCCUGAUCAUCAUGGACGCCGCGUACUACCCGUCCACAUCCAAGAUGGUGCGUCAAAAGGGGGUCCUGGAGCUGAUUGCCGCCUCGACGUCCGAAGACUACUUCGCCAUCUUCGACCGCGGAUGCUUCACCCGGACCCUGGCGGACCAGCUCCGAACGCGCGCCGUCCAGCGUCCACCGCCGAACGCCAGUGCACUGUCGGCAGCCGAGCUGCACGCGAAGCUCCUCUCCAUCUACCCCAAACUCGUCCACGACAGACACCCACACCCGCAGAAGGCGGCGGCGGCGGUAAUACCGAACCUGCCCUCGCCGCUGCACAUGCAGAUGUCGGGCAACGCGCGGCUGCCGUCCAUCACGUUAUCGCCCCGGACCGGGCUCACGAGAGACGACACCGAGAUCGGCCACGGCGGCGGCCCGCAGCUGACGCUGUCGAUCCGGUUGACCGACGACGCGCUCAGCCUUGAGAACUGGACCGAGUGGUUCCGCAUGAUGCCCGAGGGCAUCAGGGCCGUCAAGGUCGAAGGCCCCUCCUAUCUAUCAUACGUUUAG